CCAAGAAAUGCACCGACUCAAAAAAGCUCUUUGCGAUCACUGCAACCAAACUCCAACCAAAGUUGACUUGCUUGUUGCUAAUAAGAGGCCCGACCUUAAGUUAGGAUGGCGAGGAUGGUUAUGUAAACCGGGGCCGGCCUGCUUCGCACCGCUAUCUCCCUAUCGUGGUGAGUCGAGACUCCCUUGCUCUCCAGUCGCCCCCAUUACGCAUUGCAAGAGACAUCUCGCCUCCCCAAACCAGUUGCUUAUGCUCGUUUGCCCUUCGUUUCUUUUUCGCCUGCCUUGCGAUAACGUUAUGAAUUGUCGCUCGCUUUUCUUCGCUGGCAUAAAGUGUCCAGCUCAUAUCCCUAAACUGAGGACCGUAACUAAAAGCCAAGCUACGAGACGCCGAGAUGGGAGGCAGUAGCCAUGCUGUCGGCGCAGUGUCAGCCUCGACAGUACACGCGACCAGUGCGGAGGAUGGAUCCGGGCAUCAACCCGGCUGAGCGAUUCCGGGAUGGAGAAGAGGAAACGGCACACAGAGAGACCAUGGUGUCAGCCGAGGCUCCCGUUCCUCACUGGCCUCUCGGAUCUGUGUGGUAAUGCGGCUCACUACACGUACCUAACUAAACGACAUAUUUUUAGGAUUGAGGUAAGCUGAUAGCAAUUAUCUCUCUUUCCAGCACUGUUGCGCGAAGGCUUCAGAUACCGCAGGCGGCUUGUGUUUAUUGUCUCCGAACCACAUUUGCUCUUUGAUAGCACUUUGAUUCACAUCCGCCUGUUUUAUGACAGUUCUCAUCCUCUGGUAGGUCUGUUGCGCCCGACUUCCCCUGGCGGUGAUUGGGCGUUGAUUCUUUAUGGCGUUCAUCUUUGUAUUUUGUCGAGCCAAUUGAUGUUCUGGCAUGAAACCCCUUGUUUCCUCAAGCCCCAGACAGUUCCUCGGGCGCUCUUAUUGUUGGAAGCAAGGGCCGUCACCGCUACGCGAUGCGGAAGCGCGAAGCUGGCGGGACGACGCGGCCUUCUCUCCAGGCCAAUGUUACUCAUCCAGACGUAGCCAGUUGUUCAACAUGUGUAUACAUCUCGCAUUCCGCUACCAGCAUG
Molecule: messenger RNA, 1080 nt
Organism: Canariomyces notabilis
Lineage: Eukaryota; Fungi; Ascomycota; Sordariomycetes; Sordariales; Chaetomiaceae
Exons: 1
Coding region: 409-582 (57 amino acids)
Source: RefSeq, a predicted model, not a curated record